Aspergillus pseudotamarii is the source of this 1880-nucleotide messenger RNA. Its product is annotated as putative HLH DNA binding protein (Penr2). Bases 372 to 1256 code for a protein of 294 amino acids. Lineage: Eukaryota; Fungi; Ascomycota; Eurotiomycetes; Eurotiales; Aspergillaceae. The transcript has 2 exons. Gene Ontology annotation, molecular function: DNA-binding transcription factor activity; protein dimerization activity. Gene Ontology annotation, cellular component: nucleus. The record is from RefSeq and is a predicted model, not a curated record.
CCCCCAAACGCGUCUCCCUGCACCUCAGCAUCAAUGCUGAUCAGCAUGAUCCACGCUUUUCUAUUGAUUGAAUAAAUUUCUUCUUUCUAGAUUGGCAUUACCCAUAUAUCUCAACACAGCUGUUUCUGCUUUAUAUGAGACUUACAUCUGCACUACUGACCAUUGAGCUGUGAUAACUGACAAAACCAUGUGGUACAUAGAUCACUCACUCAACAAUAGAUUGGUGUCAGUAGCUGUGCAGGAUCGUGGUUGCCCGAUCUCAUCUAGACUCUACCUUAUCUAGCAGGUAAGCAGGGUCUACUGACGCUCCUUCCCACUGGUCUGCUGACAUCAUUCGUUUGUAGGGUAGUUUACUUGUAACACUCGGCGCCAUGUCCGAUCCCUCAUUGGGUGCCACUGAUGGCAUGAACAAUAAAAGAAAGCGCGAAAGCACUGACAGCACCGGGCCUGAUGCUCAGCGAUUGAACCGCUCCUCCAACGGAAGUAACGGCAGUAUUCCAGGCCCAGAUACCCAACCUAAUUUCGGUCAUACCUCGCUCGCAUCUUAUGAUACUCAUGGCCUCCCUGGUGCAGCAUCGGAGCUUAAUAUUGACCAGCAAAUUCUCCAGCAUGUCGGUCCGCAGAACGGUAUCUCUGAUGAGAAUGCUCUGACUGCUAAAGCUGCUCUAGCCGCGCACCAACCGCAGAAUAAAUACCCACCUCCCCCAGACGCGACAUUUGACAGUAGCCUUCCGCAUGGCCUGACGUUCGGAGACGAAAUGGGCCAAGCGAUAGGUGGCGCUCAUGGCCAUAAUUCUACCGCCGCUGCUGUCUAUGCUGCGCGCGAAGCGCAGAGCAUGAACCAAAAGCCCUCCGUUGGGUCGCCGGAAUGGCAUCAGAUCCGCAAGAACAAUCACAAAGAAGUGGAACGCCGACGUCGUGAGGCGAUCAAUGAAGGUAUCAAUCAGAUUGCUCGUCUUGUUCCAAAUUGCGACAAGAACAAGGGUGCUAUUCUGCAACGCGCGAUUGAGUACAUUUGUCAGCUUCAUGACGAAAAGAAGGCAAUGAGCGAGCGAUGGGAGCAGAAUAACAUGACUACGAGUCAUGCCAUCAACGAGAUCAGCGCACAAAACUCCAAAUUAAAAGUCGAAGUCAACCGCCGUGGAGACAUUGCGCUCAAAUGGUUGCAACGCUGUCGCGAUGCAGGCCUCGAGUUUGACGAUUAUGAGGAGGCCAAAGAGCUGGAGCCUCUUGAGGUUGAUCAGGGCCAGGUUUGACAUCCGGUUCACUUCUCUUUGCGUAUACAUUAGUCGCGAGACUUCCUUUCUGCGAUGAUCUUCGUUCCGUUCUACACGUGCCACGACUUAUUUUCUUCUCUUUUUGAAGGCUGGGAAUCCUGACAUAACCACUCUUUCUCGACAUCUCCUUUCCUCUUCACAUCUCGACUGUCCUCCCUCCCUUGAACAAACUUUUUCAGAUUUGCUGUGAUGCCAUCUGGCAACAGCAUCGUGUUUUUAUUGAAUUUGCAGGUACAGUCUGAGUUCAUCUUCCACUGGGAGUGAGUACGUGACUAGUCUUUACACGCUAAUUGUUUAAGCCUGGGUUCGGUUUUCUGCUAUGUUCUCUUCUCUAUUCGCGUUACCCCUUCUGAAAUUCCUUUUUUAUUUUUUUUAUUUCCUUUCGUGUACGCUAUCUUUAAGGAUGGGUCGGCGAAACUAUGGCUGGGAGUGUGUUUAAUACGGAUGCUGAAGCCUGCGAUAUUGCAGCGCGUUAUCGGAAUGCAAUUCUUCACUUUGAAUCUUGCCCUGUAGUUGAAAACAUCAUUUCGAUGGUUUAUAGGCUUUUAUGUGAGCGGCUUAGUUUUGUAACACGCUAUAGUGGUAUUCAAAAAUCGAACUUUU